Molecule: messenger RNA, 3792 nt
Organism: Anolis carolinensis (green anole)
Lineage: Eukaryota; Metazoa; Chordata; Lepidosauria; Squamata; Anolidae
Gene: mov10l1
Product: Mov10 like RNA helicase 1
Exons: 27
Coding region: 93-3632 (1179 amino acids)
Biological process (GO): regulatory ncRNA-mediated post-transcriptional gene silencing
Cellular component (GO): cytosol; P granule
Molecular function (GO): ATP hydrolysis activity; helicase activity
Source: RefSeq, a predicted model, not a curated record
GUUUUGGCGCAUGCGCGGACGUGAUUGACGAGGGAGUUUCCCGCGUUUCUGAGGGAGAGAGACUCGGGCCUUGUGGCGGAAGCGUCGCCAAGAUGCUCCAUCUCUUCUCCAAAGGCCUCGCUUUCUUCUGGCGAAAAGCCGAAGAGGAGGAAAGGGAGGCUCGCGAAAGGAGAGAUGUCAAAAGGCCAAAAACUGUACAAGGCGUAGUGACAAGAUUUUGCCCAGACUAUGGGAUGAUAGAUGAUUCCAUUUUUUUCACCAAUGAUGCUGUGAUGAGCAAUGCACCAUUGCAAGUUGGACAGAGAGUUGUAGCUCUUGUUGAAGAAGAUAAAAUAUCUACUGGAUUAAAGGCAGUCAGGGUAGAAAUCAUACCUGAUACAUGGGAAGAGAACAGCACAUGUCCCAGUGAGAUUGACUCUGAUAUUAAGACGCUAAUUGGAAAUAUUACAUCUCUAAAUGAAACUGGUGGACACAUCAACCAAACAACCUCUUUCUCCUUCGAUGUGGUUUGUGAAGCCUUUAAACCUUGUAAAGGAGAUUGGGUAGAAGCAGAAUAUGUUAUUAACCCAGCAACCUGGACCACUAAAGCAAUUUGUGUGAAACCCUUGAGGUAUAAAAGAAUUGAUAAGGUCCGUGUUUCCAGUCUGUGUGGAAGGACUGGGGUUGUAGAUGACAGUGUAUUUUUCACUCUGGAUUCCCUGAGACUUGCUGAUGGUUACAUCCCUCAGAGAUAUGACUUGGUCAAUGUGGUUGCUGUGGAAAGUAACCAGUCAUGUUACAUAUGGAGAGCACUUUGCAUGGCUCCUGCAGAUAAAAAUGGGUCUUCUAUAACCCCUGGAAUUACCUGUAGUGAGUCAUAUGAACACUUACUGAAAGACAAAGAAGGACUUGAGGUAUCCAAAAUAACAAACAUUGGCGAGCUCAAAUUAGGAGAGACUAAAAGCAUGGAGGUCUGGAUUGAGAACAAAGGGAAGACAACACAUCAUUUAAUUAGCUGCAAAUUAGGUGGCUGGGAUAAAGAGAGACAAUUUUAUCUGGAGGUGCCAGGAAGCAGUCAGAAGAGUUCAACAGCAACUAUAGUAUCAUCUGUUGCACUCACAGGAAUUAAUCCUGGAGUUGAAUCUGCAGACUUUAAUAAUGUUGGGGGCUGUGACAGUUCUUUUGUCAGUCAAACAGAAAAACUGAGCUGUGAAAAAGUACAGAAUAAAGAUAUGGAAGAAAAUACAGCUGAAUCCAAGAGGGACAUCUCUUUGCCUUCUGGGGGAAAGAUUUCUAUUAUGGUUUCAUGCACUGCAAAAAAUCCUGGCCACUGUAAGGAACUUCUGUUGCUCUGCUUUUCGGAUUGUGUUAUUGCUCGGCACAUUGAAGCCACAGUGGUCACAGAGGAAGAAUCAUGGAUAGCAGCCACUGAGCCCUUUUCCCAAAGGAAAUGCCAAGUAAUCUCUGAGCACGAUAAAAAGGCAGUCGUGGUUUUACCGAUGCACAAAAGAGUGUCAAGGAGACAGCUACCAAAUUUCAUUGGACAAUACCCCCUCCCAGAUACAUUAAGGAGAUGUGUGGAAAAGAACCUGGACAUACUUGCUUUUAAUCCACAUCUUGGAGAGGGCCUGACUCUAGCUAAUUACAAAGCCUUUUUUUUUACUUUGCUCUGGCUUGAAGAAAUUUCCGAAGAGCAAGAAUUGAAGGAUUUAUCCCUGUAUGGGGUCAUCUUGAAAAAAAAUGGAAACUUUCUGGUACUUGAAGUACCAGGUGUUUUAGAGGGACGCCCUUCUCUUUAUCCAGGUGACAAGGUGAUAUUGAAAACCCAAGGUUACACAGAGCAGGCAAUCCACUAUGUUGCAUUUAUUACUGAGAUUGAUAAAGAAGAUGUUACUCUGAAACUUAAUCCAGCUUUUGAACAAGCCUAUAACGGUGAACCAAUGGAUGUGGAAUUUCCUCUUGGCAGGACUACAACCCGGAGAUGUCAUUUUGCAGUUGAACAAGCCGUCCAUUUGGGAGAAAAAGUUUUAUUUCCCGAGAGACUUACUGUACAGUUUCCACAAAUUGUCAAGCAGUGGAAUGAUUCAGAAAUGCCUUGCAGCGUUCAAGAAGAAAGCACUACAAAUGGAACCAAGGAUGACAGGGCACAAAAUAGUAAAAAGAAAAAGAUGACAAAAGAUAAAAAGACAGUUACUUUUUCUGAUAUGAUGACUACUGCAGCACAAACAAGAAAUAAAACUGCAACAUCGGAUAGAAAGGACUGUGGCUUUUUCAAUCCAAUGCUGAAUGAACAUCAGAAACUAGCAGUGAAAAGGAUACUUAGUGGUGAAUGUCGUCCAACUCCUUAUAUUAUCUUCGGACCACCAGGAACUGGCAAAACUGUCACAGUCAUCGAAGCAAUUUUGCAGAUCCAUUACGCUUUACCAGACAGCCGAAUAUUGGUUUGUGCACCAUCCAACAGUGCAUCAGACCUUCUUUGUUCACGGCUUCAUGAAAGCAAUAUGUUAAAGCCAGGAGCUAUGGUGAGGGUUAAUGCUUCAAGCAGAAAUGAAGAGAAUCUUAGUGAGGUAAUAAAAUAUUACUGCAAAGAUGGAGAAGACAUUUGGCAGGCAUCUCGAUUCAGAAUAAUUAUCGUGACAUGCGCCAGUGCAGGAAUGUUCUACCAAAUAGGAGUAAGGCUUGGACACUUCACACAUGUAUUUGUGGAUGAAGCAGGGCAGGCCAGUGAGCCAGAAUGCCUGAUUCCUCUGGGUCUGGUCUCAGAAGUCACUGGGCAGAUAGUGCUUUCGGGUGAUCCAAUGCAGCUUGGCCCUGUGAUAAAAUCCAGACUUGCAAUUGUCUAUGGAUUAAACAUUUCCUUAUUGGAGAGACUCAUGUGUCGUCCUCUGUAUAUGAGAGACGAGAAGGCUUUUGGGGCUUGUGGGUCAUACAAUCCUCUCUUGAUUACAAAACUCAUUAAGAACUACAGAUCACAUGCUGCACUGCUCACAGUUCCAUCUAGACUUUUCUAUCAUAAUGAACUAGAGAUCUGUGCUGACCCUUCUAUAGUAAAUUCCUUGUUGGGAUGGGAGAAGUUGCCAAUGAAACACUUUCCAUUGAUUUUCCAUGGAGUACGGGGCACUGAAAUGCGUGAAGGCCACAAUCCUUCUUGGUUUAAUCCUACAGAAGCGGUCCAAGUGAUGUUGUACUGUUGCCUUCUUGCUAAAAAUAUCACCAGGGCAGUAUCAGAGAUGGAUAUUGGUGUGAUCACACCAUAUCAAAAACAGGCUGAAAAAAUAAGAAUUCUCUUACGUAGUAUGAAUCUAAUGGGCAUCAAAGUUGGCUCAGUAGAAGAGUUUCAAGGGCAAGAAUACCUGGUGAUCAUCCUGUCAGCAGUUCGGUCAAAUGAAGCUUCACUGGGUGAUGAAAAAGUCUAUUUAGGCUUCCUUGCAAAUUCGAAACGCUUCAAUGUAGCAAUAACCAGACCCAAAGCAUUACUUAUUAUAGUGGGGAAUCCUCAUGUGCUUGCCAAAAAUCCCUGCUUUUGUGCUCUUUUGGAUUACAGUUUGGAAAAUGGAGUUUACGUUGGCUGUGACUUACCACAAGAACUGGAAAAUCAAAGACUAAAUGACGAAUUAAAAAGGACUGCUGUACGACCUGAUAAAUCUUCAUGAUUUGCCAACAGUUUGGUACGGAAUAUAAAGCAGGUGAAGAAUUAUCGCAGUUGUUUAAAGUAGUAUUAUUUAAAAGGACGCCUGUUAAAUUAUGUUUUCAUACUUGCUAUAUUUUGAUGUUGUAAAAUCAUAAAUGAGUAAAGUUUUCUGUGUGUUGUGA